Messenger RNA from Phodopus roborovskii (desert hamster), 387 nucleotides. It is a transcript of the gene Defb128, whose product is annotated as defensin beta 128. The transcript has 2 exons. Gene Ontology annotation, biological process: innate immune response. The record is from RefSeq and is a predicted model, not a curated record. NCBI's taxonomy places the organism in Eukaryota, Metazoa, Chordata, Mammalia, Rodentia, Cricetidae. Gene Ontology annotation, cellular component: extracellular region. Bases 38 to 322 code for a protein of 94 amino acids.
UGCAGGAUACCCCACUGUGUCUGGAGGGUCUGUAAACAUGAAGCUGCUUAAGGUUCUCAUUGUUCUGCUGUUUGUGGUACUUGCAGAUGGUGUACAACCCAAAAGAUGUUUUAACAAUGUAUCAGGCUACUGCAGGAAGAAAUGCAAAUUAGGGGAGAUAGCGGAGGUGGGAUGUCUGCAUGCGAAAUACUGUUGCGUCAAUGAACUGGAAAACAAAAAGCACAAAGUCAUCCAGAAGCCAGACCAACCCCAAGAGAAGCCAGAAGGAAUCAAAGACUAUAUAGUCCUGCCCACCAUCACGUACUUCACGAUCACGAUCUGAACAAACCAUUUGUUCCUCAAGGCCGUUAUCCUCCAAAGCCCUGUGGAAUCCAGUGGGCUGCCUCA